Diabrotica balteata is the source of this 908-nucleotide messenger RNA. The record is from the annotation of a GenBank genome assembly. Lineage: Eukaryota; Metazoa; Arthropoda; Insecta; Coleoptera; Chrysomelidae.
UUGUGAUUUAGCAUCUUCAUUACUUGUUAAGUUAAUAAUUUACAACAAAGUAAUACUCUUGGGUAAAAAUGAAGACAACAAUGAUGUUAAGUUUAAUAAUUAUUAUCAUAGCAAUUCAGACUACUACAGAAUUCGGUAAUUACAAUCCAAAUCGAAAACCAAAAGUAAUGGGAGAUCUAAUUCCCCUCAGAAUGCUCGACCCUCGAAGGGUCAAUUUACAAAAGAAAAUAGUAUUGUACCACAACUUCUUUAGGUCUCGUGUUCAACCGCCUGCGGCAAACAUGCUUAGAAUGAAAUACAACCAUCAAGCAGCUAGAGCCGCCCAAAGAUGGGCUGAUGCUUGUAAAUUCUUGACACACGAUUCCAUACCAGGAAGGCAUGUACAAAAUUAUGGAGCAUGUGGACAGAACAUAUUUGUUGCUACCCAUAAAGUUCCAUGGUUCUUUGCUGUUCAAACGUGGUGGUUGGAAAAAGAUCUAUUUAAAUUUGGCAGGCGAAACAAUUUAACUAUUAUUGGUCACUAUACACAAAUGGUCUGGGCUGCCACUCAUCAAGUUGGUUGUGGUAUUGCCAAAUGUACGGUUCAGUCCAAUUCUAUUGCUUUCAAAACAACUACAUUUUAUAAUUAUGUGUGCAAUUAUUGUCCCAUUGGAAAUCAUCCAGGUCGCCUCGGAAGGCCUUAUGUAAGAGGAAAAUCCUGCGGCUUGUGCAAGAAAAACUGCCAUAAGAAACUUUGUACUAACGCUUGUUAUGCUGCAGAUCAGUAUUCAAAUUGUAAGCAACUCUAUAAGACAUUUCCAACAUGGUUGUGUAAUAGCCAUACAACUCGAGAGGGAAUAGAAAGAAGAAAUAGUUGUUUGGCAACAUGUACUUGUAAAAAUAAAAUAUAUACUAGAUUUUAAAAAUAA